Molecule: messenger RNA, 1260 nt
Organism: Ilex paraguariensis (yerba mate)
Lineage: Eukaryota; Viridiplantae; Streptophyta; Magnoliopsida; Aquifoliales; Aquifoliaceae
Source: the annotation of a GenBank genome assembly
CUCUCUCUCUCUCUCUCUCUCUCUCCUUGUUUAACACUUGCUCUUUCUUAAACUGUUUCUCAGUGACUUCAAUGGCAGCCUCACCAGAAGAAAUCUCAGCUCUUGAACUCAUUCGCCAACACCUUCUUGAUGAUUUUGCGUUUGUGGACUACUACUGUCUCUCAAACUUAUCAGAUAAUCCAUUAUCGCAAACUUCAAGUUCUGGGUCUGUCAAUUCUGAGAUGAGAAACAGUCCAACUCUCGCUUACUCUGUUUCUCUAUCAAACUAUGAUUCCAAAACUACAAGCUCAGAGCUUGAAGUCUCAAACUACCUCGAACUUGACCAAAACGAACACCACUCACAUCAAUUCAGUUUCAAUUCAAACCAAAACGAACACUUCGAAUUCGAAACAAAGACACAGAAAAAUGAUUCGAAGUCACCAAAAACAUCGAGUUUCAGUGAUCGCAAACCAUCAUUGAAUAUCUCUAUACCACCAGCAGCGAAGAAUCUUGAGUGGCAGUCAGAGCUGAAUAAUCCUCAGCCGCAGGUACCGGUGGCUGAUAGGAAAGUGUCAGAUUCCAGCGAGAAAAAGCACUACAGGGGAGUCAGACAACGGCCAUGGGGGAAGUUCGCAGCUGAGAUUCGAGACCCAAAUCGAAGAGGGUCUCGAGUUUGGCUCGGAACAUUCGACACCGCCAUUGAAGCAGCAAAAGCCUAUGACAGAGCAGCGUUCAAGCUAAGAGGAAGCAAAGCCAUCCUGAACUUCCCACUUGAAAUUGGGAAAAACUUGACGGAAUCUCGCCCACCGGCGAGCUGUGGCCGGAAAAGAGCGAGAGAGGAGGAGAAGGAAGAGAAGGGGAGCCAUAAGGAAGUGAAGACAGAGGAGAUGACGGAAAACAGUGACGGCAAGAGUGAAAUUGUUUCAACGGCGGCUUGUCCAUUAACGCCGUCAAGUUGGACCACAGUUUGGGAUUCUGGGGAUGUCAAUGGUAUUUUUGAGGUGCCUCCGUUAUCGCCGUUAUCAACCUAUGCAAGUUUAGGUUAUUCUCCGCUUAUGGUUAUUUAAGAGAAAGUUUUUGGGUUUUGACGGAGUUUACUAAAUUAAGAAGCACCUGACUCCAAAAAGAGUCUGUGGUGAUGUAACUAUCUGAAUUAUAUUCACAAAAAAAUAUAUAAAAAAAAAUGGAUAGGUGGAUAAGGUGAUGAUGAAUGUACAUACAUAUUAUUAUGGUUUUCAUUUUGAAUAUUAAUAAUAUUAUUUAGAUUAAAUUUAUUUAUUA